This is a messenger RNA of Mucor velutinosus, 948 nucleotides long. RefSeq lists its product as uncharacterized. The transcript has 3 exons. Gene Ontology annotation, molecular function: hydrolase activity, hydrolyzing O-glycosyl compounds. NCBI's taxonomy places the organism in Eukaryota, Fungi, Mucoromycota, Mucoromycetes, Mucorales, Mucoraceae. The record is from RefSeq and is a predicted model, not a curated record. Gene Ontology annotation, biological process: glucan catabolic process. Bases 1 to 948 code for a protein of 315 amino acids.
AUGGUCUCUUCCAAAUUAACUAUCCUCUCUGCCCUGAGCUUACUGUCUACUGCUGCCGUUGUUGUCGAGGGAUGGACGUUGGCAUCCACCUCCCAAGGAGCCUCAUUCUUUGAUGCUUUCACCUUCUUUACUAAUAGCGAUCCAACUCACGGAUUUGUGCAAUAUGUUGACAAGGCUACAGCUACUAAUAAGGGGCUAAUCUACACCCAAAACAAUCAGACCAUCAUCAAGACCGAUAAUACCACGACCACAACUUCUGGAAGACAGUCUGUUCGCUUGGUUUCAACUGCCUCCUAUAACACAGGCCUCUUCAUUCUUGAUUUAGAACAUAUGCCAACUGGCUGUGGUACCUGGCCAGCUUUCUGGAUGGUUGGACCCAAUUGGCCAAACAGUGGCGAGAUUGAUAUCAUCGAAGGCGUCAAUAAGCAAGCUCAAAAUCAAGCUACAUUGCACACAUCCGCAGGCUGUACAAUGGAAGGUGUAAACCGUUCUCAAUCAUCCACUGUAUUGGCCAACAAUUGUGAUGUCAAUGCAACUGGCCAAGGCGGCAAUGUUGGUUGUGGUGUCUCGUCUCCAGAUACGCAAACCUAUGGCGCCGGAUUCAACAGUAACAAAGGCGGCGUCUACGCUACUCAAUGGUUGAACGAUGGCAUCUACAUCUGGUUCUUCCCUCGCAAUUCUAUUCCAUCUGAUAUCAAAUCAAACGCACCCAACCCAAAUAAUUGGGGAACUCCUAUGGCAGCCUUCCCCUUUGUCAGCGGCAAGUGCACACCAAACAAAUUCGCUAAUCUUCAGAUUGUCAUCAAUUUAACCUUUUGCGGCGACUGGGCUGGCUCUGUCUACUCCUCAUCUGGCUGUCCAUCUGACUGUAAUACCUAUGUUGGUCAAACGCCAAGUGCUUUUACAGAAGCUUAUUGGCGAAUCAACUCACUUAAAGUCUAUCAUUAA